Aspergillus bombycis is the source of this 468-nucleotide messenger RNA. RefSeq names its product thiamine-binding protein. Gene Ontology annotation, cellular component: cytosol. Lineage: Eukaryota; Fungi; Ascomycota; Eurotiomycetes; Eurotiales; Aspergillaceae. Bases 1 to 468 code for a protein of 155 amino acids. The record is from RefSeq and is a predicted model, not a curated record. The transcript is spliced from 4 exons.
AUGGCCUCAUCCACCGACAUCUCCUCUAUCCCAACACCGGCCCACUGCACCGCAGACUUCUGCCUAAUCCCGGUAAGCUCCGAAUAUCUCCCUUCCAGAACCCUUCCAUCAGUCCCGACAACGCUGCCGGCAAAAACCAACACUAUACAUGCAACCCGACCACGCAACAUAACCUGCGCAUUUGCUGUCCAGAUCGGCACCUCGUCCCCGUCCGUCUCCGCCCAAAUCGCUGACGUCCAACGCCUCGUCGAGAAAUCCGGCCUCAAGUACGUGAUGCACAGCGCCGGCACGACGCUCGAGGGGCCCUGGGACAGAGUUCAUCAGGUUAUUGGACAGGCGCAUACCGUUCUGCAUCAGCAGGGGAUUGUGCGCAUUCAGACGGAUGUCCGGGUUGGGUCGAGGACCGAUAAGGAGCAGUCGUUCGAGGAUAAAGUGAACAAGGUCCGGGAGUUGUUGGGGAAGGAGUAA